AUGACCGUCGAAGUUCAAGGCGAAAAUGCUCCUCUGCUUCCGAAAACCGUUCUACGCAACUGGCGAUCCUCUCUGAAAGACGCGUACCAAAGGAACACAGGCUUCCUGCUUAUUGCAGCUGCUUCUUUCAUCUUUUCCAUAGGAAAUGUCUGCGUGAAGGAACUAAACAGACUGGAUGACUCAGUGCCAACUUUCCAGUUAAUCGCGAUCCAUAUGAGUAUAACCUACCUCGGCGCUGUGAUAUACAUGCUAUGUGCAGGAAUUCCUGAGCCUUUCAGAGGACCCCACGGAGCUCGCACGCUUCUCGUGUUUCGUGGGAUAUGCGGUUUCGUCGGUAUCUGCGGGGUGUACUAUUCCCUCAAGUACCUUUCCCUCUCAGAAGCUACGGUCCUCACCUUUCUGAUGCCGACUACAACCGCCAUAGCGGGCGCGGUAUUUCUUGGGGAAACGGUAUCUGUGGGGCAGAUCAUAGCUGGACUGUUCAGCAUCUCCGGUGUCCCCUGCAUCGCGCAGCCGGAAUUUCUGUUCGGGGACUCACCGGUAGAUGAAUCCAGAGAUCCCAAACGUCGUUUGCUUGCAGUUGGCGUCGCUCUAAUCGGCGUACUUGGAACCACAGCCGCUUUUACAACUAUUCGUGCCAUCGGUUCCCGAGCCCACGCCCUUCAUUCCUUAGCCUCAUUUUCAUUGCAGUCGGUCAUUGCAUCCAGCAUUGGAAUAGCAAUAACGGGUACUCCACUUGUCUUCUCCGCCAAUUGGAAAUGGAUCGCUCUCUUUCUGACAUUGGGGAUUACUGGAUUUUUUGGGCAGCUCCUUAUCACCAUGGGCCUCCAGCGCGAAACAGCUGGAAGGGGAACGACAGCUGUUUACACCCAAAUCGUCUUUGCUACUGUUCUUGAACGUGUUUUCUUUGAUUUCACUCCCGACGCGUGGUCGGUGGUAGGUAUCGUGAUCAUUGUAACAGCAGCGUUAUAUGUCGCGCUGUCGAAGCGUAAGGAGCGAGUUAGCGAUAGCCUAGAGCCUUCAGAGAGCGCAUAA
Molecule: messenger RNA, 1035 nt
Organism: Desarmillaria tabescens
Lineage: Eukaryota; Fungi; Basidiomycota; Agaricomycetes; Agaricales; Physalacriaceae
Product: integral membrane protein DUF6
Exons: 11
Coding region: 1-1035 (344 amino acids)
Cellular component (GO): membrane
Source: RefSeq, a predicted model, not a curated record